Messenger RNA from Trachemys scripta elegans, 2275 nucleotides. RefSeq names its product T-box transcription factor 1 (gene TBX1). The record is from RefSeq and is a predicted model, not a curated record. Gene Ontology annotation, molecular function: DNA-binding transcription factor activity, RNA polymerase II-specific; RNA polymerase II cis-regulatory region sequence-specific DNA binding. Bases 577 to 2202 code for a protein of 541 amino acids. Gene Ontology annotation, biological process: cell fate specification; regulation of transcription by RNA polymerase II; positive regulation of DNA-templated transcription. Lineage: Eukaryota; Metazoa; Chordata; Testudines; Emydidae. Gene Ontology annotation, cellular component: nucleus. The transcript is spliced from 8 exons.
CGGCUCCCUCCAGCCUGGGCGCCAGUGAUUGACAGGGGGCCAUUUAAAUACAACCUGCCCCUACCCCACCCCCGCAGCGUGCGCGCGGCGGUGUUUCCCUGCCUGUGCCCAGGAGGCGCGGAAACCGCCCGAGCCUUUUGACAGACUCUGGGCAGCAGCAGCCGCUUCCCCGCCGCCGCCGCUGCAGGCAGACGCACCAGGCUUCCAAUGUGACAUCACCCACCCCCGGAGCGGGGCCGCGCGCCUUUAAGGGAGCCACUUUCCCUGCUGCGAGCGGGAGGGGGAGGAAGAGAGGCGAGAAAUCAAUCAAUAAAUCACCGAGGGGGAAGCCGCUGCGGGACCAGCCGAUUUCGCCCGGGAGCCGCGCCUGCUGGGGCCCGAUCCGCCUGCUCUGCAGACGCCGAAGGGAUCUUGAGCGCAGACCUCAAGGGAGCGCCCUGAAAACUUCCUCCCGUGGCCCCUUCGAGGCGGUGCAGCGAUCUUGGCGGCGCAUGGUGCCUGGCUGGAUGGUGUGGUAGCGGGGGGAGCGUUUGGCGAGGCCAGGGGGUGGGGGAGGCUGCUGCAUCGGUCUCCCCUAUGGACGAGAACAGCCCUCUGUCUCCCAAGGCAAAUGCUUUCAGUAUCGCCUCUCUGAUUUCAGUCGCCGCCGAGCACGCAGGGAAGGAAGCGCUGGAGGAGCCCAGCGGUGGCCUUAGCAAGCACUUCAGCCCCGGCUCCCAGCCGCAGAGGAUGCAUUUCAGCACCGUCACCAGAGACAUGGAAGCCAUCUCCAGCCCCUGGCUCACCCAGCUGUCCCAUUUUUGCGAUGUUGCAGCUUUCACGGCCAACAGCCUGAGCAGCCUGAACGCCUCCGGCGGCUACCACCUCUCCCCUUCCCCGGGGGACCCCUACGGGCAGCCCGAGCCGCCGCACUACGAGCCCUGCUCGGCCCAGCAGCACCCGCACCAGCACGGCUACCCGUUCGGAGGCGGCCCGGGCUCGGGCCCCAACCCGCCGCCGCCCGGCCCGGAGCCACCCGAGAGCGGCGGCGGCGCGGCUGCUUCGGGCUGCUCCGUCGCGCCGGCGGCCAAAGCGCCCGUCAAGAAGAACCCCAAGGUGGCCAAUGUCAGCGUGCAGCUGGAGAUGAAGGCGCUGUGGGACGAGUUCAACCAGCUGGGCACCGAGAUGAUCGUCACCAAGGCCGGCAGGCGCAUGUUCCCCACCUUCCAGGUGAAGAUAUUUGGAAUGGACCCCAUGGCUGAUUACAUGUUGUUAAUGGAUUUUGUGCCCGUGGACGACAAAAGAUAUCGAUAUGCCUUCCACAGCUCCUCCUGGCUGGUGGCCGGCAAAGCUGACCCUGCUACCCCAGGGAGAGUUCAUUAUCACCCCGACUCUCCUGCUAAAGGAGCCCAGUGGAUGAAACAAAUAGUAUCCUUCGAUAAACUGAAGCUGACCAACAAUCUAUUGGAUGACAAUGGGCACAUCAUUUUGAACUCCAUGCACAGAUACCAGCCUCGUUUUCAUGUGGUCUACGUGGACCCCAGGAAAGACAGCGAGAAGUAUGCAGAGGAGAACUUUAAAACGUUUGUGUUCGAGGAGACCCGCUUCACCGCCGUGACCGCCUAUCAGAAUCACAGGAUCACACAACUCAAGAUUGCCAGCAACCCCUUCGCUAAAGGAUUCAGAGACUGUGAUCCAGAAGACUGGCCCAGGAAUCACAGACCAGGGGCCCUUCCUCUGAUGAGUGCUUUUGCCAGGUCCAGGAAUCCAGUCUCUUCCCCUGCACAUCAGAAUGGGACUGAGAAAGACGCUGCGGAGAGCCGACGGGAGUACGAGCGGGAAGCGGCCGGCGGGACCCCUCUCCACGCCGACCCCGCGCACCAGCAGCUCAUGUCGCGGGUGCUGAGCCCGGCCCUGCCCGUCCCCGGCGCGGGGGGCCUCGUCCAGCUCAGCAGCACGCCCGGGAGCCGGCCCAGCCCCCCGCACCACGAACUGCGGCUGGAGCCCCCCGCCUCGGAGCCCCUGCACCACCACCCCUACAAGUACCCGGCGGCGGCCUACGACCACUACCUGGGGGCGAAGAGCCGGCCCGCCCCCUACCCCUUACCCAGCAUCCGGGGCCACGGCUACCACCACCACCACCACCACCACAUGGGCCCGCCGCCGGCCAACGUGUACUCCUCGGCGGGCGCGCCGCCCAGCUACGACUACGGGCCGCGGUAACCCGCCCGCCCCCUGCCCUGCCCUGCCCUGCAUGGUGUGCGCCCCCCCGGCUGCCGAGGGGAGAACUCCCGCC